This is a messenger RNA of Pipistrellus nathusii (Nathusius's pipistrelle), 1428 nucleotides long. NCBI's taxonomy places the organism in Eukaryota, Metazoa, Chordata, Mammalia, Chiroptera, Vespertilionidae. The record is from the annotation of a GenBank genome assembly.
AUGUCCGGCGCCCGCUGCCGGACCCUGUACCCCUUCUCCGGGGAGCGGCACGGCCAGGGGCUGCGCUUCGCCGCGGGCGAGCUCCUCACGCUGCUGCAGGUCCCGGACGGCGGCUGGUGGGAAGGCGAGAAGGAGGACGGGCUCCGCGGCUGGUUCCCAGCGAGCUACGUGCAGUUGCUGGAGAAGCCUGGGAUGGUCCCCCCGCCGCCGGGAGAGGAGAGCCAGAGCGUCGUGCUGCCUCCCGGCUGGCAGAGCUACCUGUCCCCCCAGGGCCGGCGCUACUAUGUCAACACGACCACCAAUGAGACCACCUGGGAGCGCCCCAGCAGUUCUGGGAUCCCGGCCAGCCCUGGCACUCACAGGAGCCCUCUGCCUCCCACAGUGAAUGGAUACCACGCCUCAGGGACCCCAGCACACCCUCCUGAGACUGCCCACAUGAGUGUCCGAAAGCCCGCCUCCGAUCCCCAGAACCUGGGGUCCUCGUCACCGGGCAGAAAGCAGAGCAAGGAGAACACCAUCACGGUCAACUGUGUGACCUUCCCCCACCCGGACACGAUGCCGGAGCAGCAGCUGCUGAAACCAACCGAGUGGAGCUACUGCGACUACUUCUGGGCUGACAAGAAGGACCCCCAAGGCAAUGGCAACGUGGCUGGGUUUGAGUUGCUGCUUCAGAAACAGCUGAAGGGCAAGCAGAUGCAGAAGGAGAUGUCAGAAUUCAUCCGGGAGAGGAUAAAGAUUGAAGAAGAAUAUGCGAAGAACUUAGCUAAGCUCUCUCAGAACUCCUUGGCUGCACAGGAGGAAGGGUCCCUGGGAGAGGCGUGGGCGCAGGUGAAGAAGAGCCUAGCGGACGAGGCAGAGGUCCACCUCAAGUUCUCCGCCAAGCUCCACAGCGAGGUGGAGAAGCCCCUGAUGAACUUCCGUGAGAACUUCAAGAAAGACAUGAAGAAGUGUGACCACCACAUCGCCGACCUCCGCAAGCAGCUCGCCAGCCGCUACGCGGCCGUGGAGAAGGCCCGGAAAGCGCUCACGGAGCGGCAGCGGGACCUGGAGAUGAAGACCCAGCAGCUGGAGAUCAAGCUGAGCAACAAGACGGAGGAGGACAUCAAGAAGGCCCGGAGGAAGUCCACGCAGGCCGGAGAUGACCUCAUGCGCUGUGUGGACCUCUACAACCAGGCCCAGUCCAAGUGGUUUGAAGAGAUGGUGACCACCACGCUGGAGCUGGAGCGGCUGGAGGUGGAGCGAGUGGAGAUGAUCCGGCAGCACCUGUGCCAGUACACACAGCUGCGGCACGAGACAGACAUGUUCAACCAAAGCACAGUCGAGCCUGUGGACCAGCUACUUCGAAAAGUGGAUCCAGCCAAAGACAGGGAGCUGUGGGUCAGAGAGCACAAGACGGGCAACAUCCGCCCUGUGGACAUGGAGAUCUAG